GAAAAACAGCAGUAGCUGGAGUAUUUCGAUAUUUGUCACCUUUUAGUUGUUCCUUCUUUUUUUGUAUAAAUUAAUGUAUUCUGUUUUAUUCUUAACCAAACUAUAUUUGUACCAUAUCUGUACUUAACCAACCAGACUAUAUUUGUAUUUUUCUUUGCCUGUGGAGGAACCUAGCAAACAUUCAGAGGUAUACAGACAGUUUUGUUUGCAAAUGCAAAUGCAAAAAAUUGUGCCAGACUCACUUAUUUAAUUAACGGCAGAAACAGUGACCCAGAACAUAGACACAUAGGAGUACAUUAGACAGAAUAUUGCAAUAUUUAAACAUGUCCAACUCAAUGACCAGAUAUAAAUUCAAUUUUGCAUGCAUUUAAUUCUGAACCGAUAAUAUCGUAUUAUUCGAAACACGUUUAUUUUUAUUAGAUCAUCUUUUCAAUACGGAACCUCGUAAUUAGUCAAACAAACUUGCGUAGCACCUUAAAUUUUCCUACCGAAUAUGGCGCUACAGACAUCGCGUUUGCUGAUUGGUUCUCUCCGACGAAUUGGGGCGGACUCGCAUUGUGGUCUAAACGGUGAUUUGCUUACAGAAGCUGCCAUUCACGCUACGAGGGCCUGUGUUCAAAUUACUCUCGUAUUCGCAUGUUUUCGUUAAUUUAAUAAGUCACGUUGAACGCGUCGUAGUGAAGAGAACGCUCAUGUUUUCACUUUUCUGUACAGACAAAUGCUCCAUCCUCAAGGUUAUAUAGCUGUCAGUUAAAGCAUUUCAUGUCUAUCGAUCUAUGGGUCACUUAAAACGAUCCCGGAACAGCACAGAUCACCCACGCUUGCGCAGUUGGUCUCAAGUUGUUUCUGGACGAACAGAAACCGGACGUUCAUCAUCUGCUGCCGCUCACUUAACACCAAACCAUUAUAUGGUGGGUCUGCAAAGACAGCCUUCCUAUCCUUCAUGAGCGGACAUUUUCAAACGAUCGCCUGUUGCUAUGGCGACGUCUCUGCUGCCUUGGUCAGACAAAGCUCUCGCGCUGCUAUGCCGCAUGAAUAACUUUCAUUUGCCAGGCUCCAGCCUUGUCCGCUGCCGGCGGUUCGUGAUCGAGGGGCAGCAGGUGGGAUGGGUCCCCCCCGUGGUUGCGUCCAAACUCACCCGCUUCCCCGAAGUGUUCACGUCGUCGGGCUCAGGGGAGGCCGGAGCCGUCGCGCUGUGUCCCGCGCUGGACUCCUACCGCAAGAGGUCGGAGGCCGUGAACACCGUCCUGCAGCAGCUCAGGGAGGAGGACACGUUCUCCUGUUUGAGAGGCUGGAGAGAUGAGGUGACAUUGAUUGGGGCGAUGGUCGGUACACAUGAUGGCACUGAGAAAGUGUGUGCGCGUGCGCGCGCGCGCGCCCCCCACCGCUCCCUUCUUAAACGUCGUUCGUUUGUUCGUUUGUUUGCUUGUUUGUUUGUGCUCCAGAAGUACGAAGUCAUGCCACGCUUCUGCGACCAGUCACUCAUGUGCAUGGAGAGAGCCGCCACCAGUCUGUUCGGAGUGAAGCGGUACGGGGUCCAUGUGAACGGCUACAGGCAGGAGGAGGACGGCACGGUGACAAUGUGGCUUUCGCGGCGCUCCCGCACCAAGCAAACGUACCCUGGCACACUGGACAAUUUGGUAGCUGGGGGGCUGGCUGCAGGAACCAGUUUGCAAGAAACCCUGAUAAAGGAAUGUGAGGAGGAAGCCUGCAUCCCAGCAUGCAUUGCUGAGACCGCCUGCCCUGUGGGCACCGUCAGCUAUACUUACGAGGAUGAGGAUGGGGUGUUUCCAGAGAGCCAGUUUGUGUUCGACCUCAAGUUGCCCCUUGAAUUUCGUCCUCAAAUUGGGGAUGGAGAGGUGCAAGAUUUCUACCUCUGGCCCCUAGAUCAGGUGAAGGAGGUGCUGGUCAGUGAGGAUUUCAAGCCCAACAGUGCCAUGGUGGUUCUGGACUUCCUCAUUAGACACUCCUAUGUACAUCCUGAUGCAGAGCCUUAUUACCAGGAGUUUGUGACUGGGUUGCACAAGUCUCUGUGAAUACUGAUGGAGACGGAACACACAACCAAGAAAACCAUGGGGAGAAUUCGCUAUGCUGUAAGAUCUGAAUUGUGCUGGGAGGAAGUCACUGGUUUUAGGGACCUUUAAAACAGAUCAGUACAGUGGGUCCCCUGUUUGCCAAUUUAAUUGAGACCAAGGGUGGGUUUAUUACCUGAAAAGUCAGUCAAAUGUGACAUGGAGUGGCUGAGAAGCUCCUCAUCAGUUUUGUAUCAAGAUGCUUGUGUGACAUACACUGGAAAAAAAGUCUUGGAGUAAGUGUACUUGGGAGAAUCGUGUGUCUGUCGACUGGUGGAAUGCAGUCUUGUUUACACUGAGUUGUACAUUGCUUUGGAGAAAAUUGUCUGCUAAAUGAAUAAAUAUACAUGUAAAUGUCAGCAACCCUGACAGCUAUGCAGGCUGCAUGGCAACACUGGAGUCUCUUGGAUUGGCACAAAGCACAUCAUCUUCCCCCCCAUGGAGCAAUUUGCAAAGAGCAGAGUGGCCAACAGCCUGUGUGUGUGGGGAUGCUUUGUCUAUGUGCCUGUGUGGAGUCACCCUGGGAGUACUAUUUAUCACGUGCUGUAAAUAAAACGUGAAGAAUCCUGGCCAGAGCCAAGUGAACAUAAGAUUGUGCAUGAUUGCUAGCUGUGGGUGCACAACAUCAAUUGGUAUAUUUGCAUUAUGGAUAAAAAAAAAAAUACUAAAUACCUGUCAGGUAAUAUAGUUUGAUGUGAUACUCAUAAGUGCAUGAGUCAGGGAGCUGUUGUGUGACUAAAUUUAUAUUCACCAGCAAAAGUGAUAAAAUCAAUGUGACCAGGAGUUUCACUGUGGGAGUUCUAGUCCUGGGACAGUCUAAGGCAAGUCUAGUCAUUAUAACAGCCUUGGCUAAUCAGCUGGACUAUCUGGACGACUUUUUUUGUACAAAAGAUAAAACGGCUGGAAUGCUGCACAUUAAGGCAAUCGCUUUCUUCUUGCUCGCCCUCACUCUGAACAUUG
Scleropages formosus (Asian bonytongue) is the source of this 3032-nucleotide messenger RNA. It is a transcript of the gene tpk2, whose product is annotated as thiamin pyrophosphokinase 2. Lineage: Eukaryota; Metazoa; Chordata; Actinopteri; Osteoglossiformes; Osteoglossidae. The record is from RefSeq and is a predicted model, not a curated record. The coding region runs from base 978 to 2036 and encodes 352 amino acids. Gene Ontology annotation, molecular function: 8-oxo-dGDP phosphatase activity. The transcript has 7 exons.